GAGCGGAGGAGGCGCUUGCGGCUCGCUUCUGCUCCUCCCCUCUCCUUGCGGCCUCCCGGAGGUCUGCCCAGCUCCUGUGGCCUCCCGUGAAAUGUGGAUGACGCCCAAGAGGAGCAAAAUGGAAAUCGACGAGUCUCGGGGGUUCCGGGCCGAGUGGACACAGCGGUACCUAGUGGUGGAGCCUCCGGAGGGCGAGGGCGCCCUGUGCCUGGUGUGUCGCCGCCUAGUCGUAGCCACCGGCGAACCCGACGUCAGGCACCACUACGAGGCCGAGCACGACUAUUACGAGCGGUAUGUGGCGGAGGGCGAGCGCGCGGCCCUGGUGGAGCGUCUGCGUCAGGGCGACUUGCCCGAGGCCGCCCCGCUCACUCCGGAGGAGAGAGCUGCUCGUGCAGGUCUCGGGCUCGCCCGCCUCUUGGCCUUGAAGGGUUGCGGCUGGGGCGAGGGGGACUUUGUGCACCGGUGCAUGGAGGUAAUGCUGAGAGAUGUGCUGCCCAAUCACGUAAGCGUUCUGGAUGGCAUUGAUUUAUCUCCGGAGAUCACGCGGCAGAGGGUCCUGGACAUUAACCAAAAUCUACGCAGUCAGCUUUUUAACCGAGCCAAGGACUUUAAAGCCUAUUCCCUUGCCUUGGAUGACCAGGCUUUUGUGGCCUAUGAGAACUACCUCCUGGUCUUUGUCCGCGGCGUAGGCCACGAUUUGGAGGUACAAGAAGAGCUUCUGACCAUAAUCAACCUGACUCAUCACUUCAGUGUUGGUGCCCUCAUGGCGGCAAUCCUUGAGGCCCUGCAGACGGCAGGGCUUAGCCUGCAGCGGAUGGUUGGACUGACCACGACCCACACACUGAGGAUGAUUGGUGAGAACUCAGGACUGGUGUCAUACAUGAGAGAAAAGGCUGUAAGCCCCAACUGUUGGAAUGUGAUCCAUUAUUCAGGAUUUCUUCACUUGGAACUGUUGAGCUCCUACGAUGUAGAUGUUAAUCAAAUCGUAAAUGCCAUAUCUGAAUGGAUAGUUUUGAUUAAGACCAGAGGCGUUAGGCGGCCGGAAUUUCAGGCUUUACUAACUGAAUCUGAAUCAGAGCACGGUGAAAGGGUUAAUGGACGCUGUCUGAACAAUUGGCUUAGAAAAGGGAAGACUUUAAAACUAAUAUUUUCCUUAAGAAAAGAGAUAAAAACAUUCUUGGUUUCGAUAGGGGCAACAACGGUCCAUUUCACAGACAACGAAUGGCUUUGUGACUUUGGCUUCUUGGUGGAUAUUAUGGACCACCUUCGAGAACUCAGCGAACUAUUGAGAGUGAGUAAAGUCUUUGCUGCUGCUGCCUUUGACCAUAUUUGUGCCUUUGAAGUGAAGCUGAAUUUACUUCAGAGACAUAUCGAGGAAAAAAAUCUAACACACUUUGCCGCCUUGAGCCAAGUUGUUGCUGAGCUUAAAGGGCAUCUUCAAGAAGACGAAAAAAUACUCGAUCCUGAUAGGUAUCGAGUGGUGAUCUGUCGCCUACAAAAAGAGUUUGAGAGACAUUUCAAGGACCUCAAGUUCAUUAAAAAGGACUUAGAACUUUUUGCAAAUCCAUUUAGCUUUAAACCUGAAUAUGCCCCUAUUUCAGUAAGGGUGGAGCUAACAAAACUUCAGGCAAAUACUAGCCUUUGGAACGAAUACAGAACCAAAGACUUAGGGCAGUUCUAUGCCGGAUUGUCUGCUGAAUCUUACCCGAUUAUUAAAGGGGUUGCCUGUAAGGUGGCAUCCUUGUUUGAUAGUAGCAAAAUCUGUGAAAAGGCUUUUUCAUAUUUGACUCGAAACCAACACACUUUGAGCCAGCCAUUGACAGACGAACACCUCCAUGCCCUGUUUCGGAUUGCCACCACUGAAAUAGAGCCGCAUUGGGAUGAUCUUGUGAGACGAAGAAAUGAAUCAAAUCCAUAAACUUUUGUAGUACAACAUUGAAACACUCAACAAGAAUCCAAUUCU
Lipotes vexillifer (Yangtze River dolphin) is the source of this 1963-nucleotide messenger RNA. RefSeq names its product EPM2A interacting protein 1 (gene EPM2AIP1). Gene Ontology annotation, biological process: positive regulation of glycogen biosynthetic process. NCBI's taxonomy places the organism in Eukaryota, Metazoa, Chordata, Mammalia, Artiodactyla, Lipotidae. The transcript has a single exon. The record is from RefSeq and is a predicted model, not a curated record. The coding region runs from base 92 to 1918 and encodes 608 amino acids.